Molecule: messenger RNA, 3906 nt
Organism: Oncorhynchus tshawytscha (Chinook salmon)
Lineage: Eukaryota; Metazoa; Chordata; Actinopteri; Salmoniformes; Salmonidae
Product: serine/arginine repetitive matrix protein 4-like
Exons: 11
Coding region: 104-1735 (543 amino acids)
Biological process (GO): mRNA processing; neuron maturation; regulation of RNA splicing
Cellular component (GO): nucleus
Molecular function (GO): mRNA binding
Source: RefSeq, a predicted model, not a curated record
UGAGACAACAACAUGCCAGCCACUCAAGGCUGAUGGGAGGAAUGCCGAGGCAGCAGACACCAAGUUGGACACAACCACAGACAGAAAUGGAUGCAUUAGAGACAUGGGAAGACGCAAACAUGGCAGCUCUCAUCGGACGCGGAGUGUGUUGUUUGAUGACGAUCUUUCCCCUCGGCCCCACGCUUCCAAGGGGAAGAAGAAGAGGAGGAAAUCGGAGAGAAAGAGGAAGAGGGAAAGGUCUCCGUACUACAGUCUGUCUCCGGUGAGGAAGAAGAAAAAGAAGAAGAGCUCUAAGAAAAGCAAGAGCUCUAAGAAAAGCAAACGCCACAGGUACACCUCUAAAAAGACAAAGCACAGCUCUUCUAGUUUGAAACAUAAGAGGAAGGAUGAUCGAAAGCAUAAGAAAAGUUCACGGAGGCACAUGCACCGGAGACGAAGCUACCGGAGGUCGGAGUCUGAGAGUUCCACCUGGCGCUCCUCCAGCACCGAGAGCGGACGUCAUCUGCACAAAUCAGUGGAUCACCCUGCGUUGGGAGGCCUAGCAGCCCUGAUGGAGGACCCUGGUACAUCACUGGACCACGGAGGGUUUGAGUGGGAGCCGGCCGCCAAGUCAGUGUGUAAAACAACUCCAAUCUUUCGCUCCGUCCUUUCUACCAGCACCGUCUUACAGUCAAAACCUGGCGGUGAGGUUUUAAACACAACAGUGAUUCUCCAUCACACUUUGUCCAAUCAGAGCAAAGGACCACAGGAUUACGAUUCCGGGAACGACACAUCUUCCCCACCAUCGACCAAAACCAGCAUUUCACAGUCAAACGUCACCGGCGACAAAAAGGUCCUAUGCCGUGCUCCGGCUUCACCAGAGAAACUGAGGUUCAGGGACGGAGACAACGCGUCCGACUCUGGGAACUCUGUGACCAGCUAUGCUUCCCUGUGUAAACCUCUGCAUGUGGAAGGUGGCUUGCCUACUGCUACUUUCAACGGGAAUGGCAAGAGUGACCCGGUGAAGACUUCAGGAUGUGGGGCCAAGGUGGGGAGACCUCAGAAGACUGCCUCCAUCUCUCCGUUGAGGACGGUUGCCUCUUCACGUAAGAGGACUAAAGCCAUCUCCUCCAGCAGCAGCAGCAGAAGCAGGAGUAGAUCCUCUGGGAGCUUCAGACACUCUGGACGCUACUCUCGAAGCCGAUCACUGUCAUCUGCCAGGUCGUACUCCCGUUCACCAAGCUACUCAGCUGGUUUGAGAAGGAAAGGAAGUGGUAGGUCCAGAGGAAGAUACUCCAGGAACAGUGAAGACAGGGUCCGAGAGAGGAAGAGGGACCCCAGCUCCUGUGAGAAGGAUAUGAAACACAGCAGUCGGAAGCAUAGCGGGAAGAGGCAAAAACCCAGGUCCUACUCUCCCAUGAGAAAAAGGAGGAGAGAUUCACCCAGUCACCUGGAAGCCAGGAGGAUAACCAGUGCCAGGAAGAGACCCAUCCCCUACUUCCGUCCCAGUCCUUCGUCCAGCAGUCGCUCUACCAGCGUAUCCUCUUGGAGCAGCCUCUUCACAAGGAGUCGCAGCCCCAGCCCUGGCCUCUGCCUCAGCCGAUCCAGGAGUAGAAGCCGAGGAAGAAGUAGGAGUUACUCCUCCUACAGGAGCUACAGUCGCAGCUCGUCUUGGAACUCCAUCUUUGGGAGUCGAAGCCGGAGUCGGAGCUAUGACUCGUUGGAUGGUUACAGCAAGAACAAGAACCGGCGCUGAGUUAUAAAACAGACUGAGGAAGAGGAGACUGACUUAUCAACAGACUGAGGAAGAGGAAACUGACUUAUCAACAGACUGAGUUAGCAACAGACUGAGUUAUCAACAGACUGAGGAGGAGACUGCACUAUGGUUCCCCAAGUCAACAGGAGAACAGUGAAAGUAUGGGGACAUGUUUUCCUCUCUUUGCAUCAUUCCAUGUUAGAUCUCUGAGCCAGAACCUUCAAGCAAUUGUUUUUACCAUACAUUGAAUUGCUUGGCAGAUGAAUUACCAUUUGAAUUGUAGCAGUGCUGUUCACAUUACCCAGACAGAAACCACUGGAAAUAGAUUGAUUGAAUUUUGUCUUUCGUUCAUUUUUGUCCAUCCCCAGUGGAUUUGUAAUGUCCAGAGACAGUUUUAUCCAUCCCCAGUGGAUUUGUAAUGUCCAGAGACAGUUUGGUCCAUCCCCAGUGGAUUUGUAAUGUCCAGAGACAGUUUUAUCCAUCCCCAGUGGAUUUGUAAUGUCCAGAGACAGUUUGGUCCAUCCCCAGUGGAUUUGUAAUGUCCAGAGACAGUUUGGUCCAUCCCCAGUGGAUUUGUAAUGUCCAGAGACAGUUUGGUCCAUCCCCAGUGGAUUUGUAAUGUCCAGAGACAGUUUGGUCCAUCCCCAGUGGAUUUGUAAUGUCCAGAGACAGUUUGGUCCAUCCCCAGUGGAUUUGUAAUGUCCAGAGACAGUUUGGUCCAUCCCCAGUGGAUUUGUAAUGUCCAGAGACAGUUUGGUCCAUCCCCAGUGGAUUUGUAAUGUCCAGAGACAGUUUUGUCUUGUGACUCUCUUCCUCUGACGCCCAUGAGUGAAAUGAAGGAUGAAGGAGCACCGUUCAUUUUUACCCUCUGAUCAACUCUUCAUUUCAUAACAACUCUUACGUUUAAUUUAUGAUCUGGGAUGUGCACUAGAAAGGUAUUUUGGGACAAUUUCAGUAGGUUUGUGAAUGUGUGUAUUUUCAAAGGGCGUGUUUUUCAGGAAGAGUAGGAAAAGGUGUGUUCCUUCUCUGAUCCCAGCUCUUCAGAAUGUAGAACACAAACAUUCCUCCUCUGAGAAAUGGAGGAGGAGGAGGAGGAGGAGGAGGUAGGAGGAGGUAGGAGGAGGUGGUCGGUGGUCCCGGUGGCAAACAAACUGCUUGUCAGCUCAAAUGCCAGUUUUAUUUAUCCUCUGAUCAAGUGGAAACCAUUUGAAAUGUCAUUCCUUGGAAAAUGAUGGUGAAUUAACAUAUCACUCUGCAGAAGGCCAAGACUGAGAAAUGGCUUUGUCAUGAUCCAGAAAUCCUGAAAAUGUCCAGGAAAGCAUUAUUUUCCCUAACAACCCCAAAUGACACUGAACAAUUUGGAUAUCUAAAUUGCAACACCUGGGGUAGGGGUUAAAUGACCAUUUAAUUAAACACUGAUUAAUAUGUAGGUUGUCAUAUUUUUUUCAUUCAUCUUGGUGGUUAUCUACUCAUGUAUUUAUUUAUGGUUGAUCUUUAUGUGUUCUAUGUGUUCUAUGAGUUAUAUGAGUUCAAUAACUUCUAUGUGUUCUAUGAGUUCUGUAAGUUCUAUGAGUUCUAUGUGUUCUAUGUGUUCUAUGAGUUAUAUGAGUUCAAUAAGUUCUAUGGGUUCUAUGUGUUCUAUGUGUUCUAUGAGUUCAAUUCCUUUGACUAAAACUUGAAUAAGAGACAGUGUUGAAAUGUUUUACUUUUCCUUUUGACCGAGAGGAAAUUAAACAUUGGAUGAAUCUACUAUUUUAACGGUCUGAAAUAGCACUGUAACAUAAUUUGCUUGAAUUGAAUGAGUUUGGUAUUUCAGAACCUCUUCAGUCUUGUUUUGUUGUCUGUCCGAAGGACAAUAUAAAACAAAUGUUUGUGUCAUGCAUACUUGUAACGUGUUUACAAUCAUAUUUCUGCAUUUGUGUCACCUCUCGGUAAUGGUAUCUGUUUGUUUCUAUGUAACACCAUUAUGCCACUGGGGUUCUACUAUGUCUAUGAUGUAAUGUUAGGGUCUGAAUGAAGAAGUUCCAGUUUAAACUCUACAAUGGACAGUCUGAAUGCCAGUCUGUUUGUGCUUUCACGCCAACUCAAUGUCACCCAUUGAAAGUAAUGGAGUUGGCAAGAGACCAAACAGAUCUGGGACCAGGCUACAAUAAACAAUGUAAUGGCAUAUA